AUUUAAUUCAUUACAGGCAAACAUUUUCUAUCACUUCUCUGAAGUUUAGUCAGUUCUUUUUUCGUUUUUGUUUUUUUUUUGUUAUAGAAAUUGAGAAAUUAAUGAAUUAUCAUCUCAUAUUAAAUGUUAUAAAACUCAGCUGAAACAAAGAAAUAUAAUUAUAAAUUUUUUAAUAGAAAUUCCUUUUUAAGACUAAGUAUGUAAUAAAGUCAUACUAAUGUUAAUAUCCCUGUAAAUUAUCAAUCUGCGUCAGUGUAACAUGAAUUCUCUUAUUUGAUGUGUUUGUGUGACACAGACAUCAUUGCAGUAAUUUCCUAUUGGAUGAGAGAGAUUUUCUAUAUUUCUUUCAAUAUUGAAAGUGAGGCUGAUAGCUUUUUUCUUUGUUCAUCAUACACACAAUUGUGUGUGUGUGUGUGUGUGUGGAGGACAUAGAGUUGUAACUAGCACACACCAGCAUCUGGCUAACAUCUCACCUCCCACUACAUACAGCAACUGUCACACUAUUAUAUCAGCAGUUACACAGGAACAGCAGCAGCAAUAUAAGAACAGCAGCAGCAGCAGUAAUACAGGAACACUACUACAACAGCAGCAGUACCACUAUAAUACCACUACAGCAGCAGCAGCAGCAGUUGGAGUGGAACACUACAGCAGGAUACACAUCAUCCAUCACACACAACUACAGUGAAGGAUUAAACAAUGCAGAAAUAUCUCCUGCUAAUGUGUGAUGAAGAAUUCCAGACAUGACAGCAUAUAUUGGUCUACUGUGUCUUCUACAUUUACUGAUCACCCUUGUACUGUCCAUAGAUAUUACAUACCAUGUCAAGGAAGAAGACAGACCUCACACCUAUAUAGGAGACAUUGCUGUUGACUCCAACUUAUCACACCCUCUCACACAUCAACAACACACUCUCAUUACAUUUACACAACUACAAAGGACAGUCGAGAGUGGUUCUCACUUAUUUAAUGUCACCAACUCAGGAAAACUAUACACUACUCAAACACUGGAUGCUGAGUCUCUGUGUACAUACAACAAGGAAUGUUCCAGAAUAGUUAAAGUAGCAGUGAGGAAAGGAAAAACUUUUAUGAAGAUUCUAAAGAUAAAAAUAUUAAUAGAAGAUGUCAAUGACCAUUCUCCAGAAUUUCCACAGAAUGAAGUUGAAAUUGAAUUUCUAGAAAGAGACACUAAAGGAACUAGAAUAUCUCUUCUAAAUGCAAUUGAUAAAGAUAUUUCAAUUAAAAAUUCUCAAAUUAUAUACAUGAUAAAAAAACGUAAAAGAGAACCAUUUUCUCUCUCUGUCACAAAGCGACAUGAUGGUGUCUAUGUUCCAGGACUGAUUCUAGAGGACAAAUUAGACAGGGAACUAAAAGACUCAUAUGUGUUGACCCUGGAGGCUAGAGAUGGAGGGAACCCUCCCAAAACAGCUACACUCAAGGUACAUAUAUCUGUGACAGAUGUCAAUGAUAAUACACCUGUAUUUUCACAAGAACUUUACAACAUCUCUAUAAGUAAUUCACAUCAAAGACAUUUACCAAUUCUUACUUUAAAAGCCACAGAUCAGGAUUCUGGAGACAAUGGAAUAAUUUCUUAUCAUUUCAACCAUAAAACAUCUCAAAAUGUCCUGAAAUAUUUUGUAUUAGAUAAGAAAACAGGUGAUUUAUUUUUACAUGAUAAUUUUGACUUUAGUAAAAAGCAGUCUUAUAAAAUAUUUAUAGAAGCACAAGAUGGAGGAAAACCUCCCCUUAGUACUGUAACCAAAGUCCAGAUUCACAUUAUUAAUAACCAGAAUAAUGCUCCAUUGAUUAACAUAGAUUUUGUAUCUCCUUUAUCAGAGAGUUCAGCAGCAGUUUCUGAAGACAGUGAAGUAGAUAGUUUUAUAGCUUAUGUUAUGGUCACUGACAAUGAUAGUGGACCUAAUGGUGAGGUUAUCUGUGAUUUAAAACAUGAUAAAUUUAAACUUGCCAAAAUAGAUUCUAAAGAAUAUAAAAUGAUUGUUAAGGGCCAUCUUGACAGAGAAAUAAGGGACCACUAUAAAGUAUCUAUUGUGUGUCAUGACAUGGGGUCACCUCAACUAGAAAGUAAAAAAUAUUUCUCUGUCAAAGUAACUGAUGUCAAUGAUGUAGAACCACAUUUUACGAAAGAGACAUUCCAAUUCCUCACCUAUGAAAACCAGAAAGUUGACUUCCCUAUUGGCUUCAUCAAUGCUACAGACCCUGAUCUUGGAGAUGGAGAAUGGACACCUUCUCUCAAUGACACUGCCAAUAUUGUUAUUGAGAUUCUAGAUAAAAAUGAUAAUGCUCCGUAUUUUACGUUUCCUAAUAAUGACCCUUACAAUCUAGAUGUCCACUACCAUCCACACAGUAAGAAGGACAUCACAAUUCUGAGAGCAUCUGACAAAGACACUGGAAACAAUGCUUUCCUCACAUAUGGAAUACUGAGAUCCAAUGAUAAAAACCUGUUUACAGUGAACUCACACACUGGUGUGUUAUCUUUCUCUCGCACAGUUUACCAAAAUGAUGCAGGAACAUAUGAGCUGCAGUUUAUAGUGAAAGACGGUGGUACUCCAGCUCAAUCAGCAACAACUGCUAUCAUACUAACACUGUUUGUUAGUAAUGAUACAUCUCCAAUGUUGACUGCUGUGCCAUUCCAGUCUGGUCACGACCUGAAUAUGACUUGGGUAAUUAUCAUUGUAGCAGCAGCUGUAAUACUAUCUGUGGCUAUUGUAGUGUCCAUAACACUGUGUGUUUUCAGAUGUAUUAAUCACACAAAUAACUCACCCACAACAGCAGAGAAUCCCAACUUUCUCUCUCAGACUGAGAUGAGACAAUUACUGUAUCAGACUAACAAUCCUGUUGCAAUAACGAGAAAUGCAGAAGAGAUAUUUAACCGAAAUCUUCAGACAAUAAAAUCUAAAAGUCAGUUUUUUCUGGAGAUGGAACAGACACCAGAUGAGUGGAAAUUCUCAACAACACAAAGGAGACUUCCACCUGUGCCUCAGAGAUGUGAUUCAAUCCAUAGUCAAGGACGUCGUACCAGUUCCAUCAUGUCUUACAACAGUGACACGUUAACAUCCCAAAAGGACAGAGAAGCUAGCAAGAGUAAUGGCAAGACUAAACCAUAUGAUGAGAUACCUGCAGAACCAGAAUAUACCAAUGACAAUCCAGUUGCAGCCACAAUACUAAAGGGACAACAAAUACAAGAUACCUAUCUACAGCCAACAUAGUAGAUGUUCCAUGACUAUUGUUAAAUGAUUCUCUCACACACCAAAUCUUAUACAAUACUUUAUAUUCAUAUAAAAAUAUCAACUCUAUGUUUCUUUCACACAUCACACAUGUAAAAGGCCUUACAAUGGCAUCUAUUAUGACCCCUUAUUUACAUCUCUUAUACAUUAAAUACUACAA
Octopus sinensis (East Asian common octopus) is the source of this 3399-nucleotide messenger RNA. RefSeq names its product protocadherin beta-15-like. The record is from RefSeq and is a predicted model, not a curated record. Bases 741 to 3221 code for a protein of 826 amino acids. NCBI's taxonomy places the organism in Eukaryota, Metazoa, Mollusca, Cephalopoda, Octopoda, Octopodidae. Gene Ontology annotation, molecular function: calcium ion binding. Gene Ontology annotation, cellular component: plasma membrane. The transcript has 7 exons. Gene Ontology annotation, biological process: homophilic cell-cell adhesion.